Molecule: messenger RNA, 1551 nt
Organism: Neodiprion virginianus
Lineage: Eukaryota; Metazoa; Arthropoda; Insecta; Hymenoptera; Diprionidae
Gene: pths
Product: probable ATP-dependent RNA helicase DDX47
Exons: 8
Coding region: 128-1492 (454 amino acids)
Molecular function (GO): ATP binding; RNA helicase activity; nucleic acid binding
Source: RefSeq, a predicted model, not a curated record
UUAGGCUGAUGUCGCUGAAGCUGAUGCACGUGUGUGCGCAUUGCCGUGACACAUAACCUAUAAGUAUCAAAAAUAUAAUAACAAACGUGAGAAAAUUUAGCAGUAAAUAUUAUUAUAAUUCAACAAAAUGGCAUCAACGAGUGCCUUAGAGAUCGAUCCUGAAGAAACCGUUGUGGAUGUUACUUGGAAAGAUUUGGGCAUUGUCGACUCGCUUUGUCAGGCGUGUGAAGAACUGAAAUGGAAAACACCAUCAAAGAUCCAAAAGGAAGCUAUACCCUUAACACUCCAAGGAAAGGAUGUGAUAGGCUUGGCAGAAACCGGUUCUGGAAAAACAGGAGCCUUUGCACUUCCGAUAUUACAAGCUUUGUUGGAAAAUCCGCAGAGAUAUUUCGCUCUUAUUUUGACGCCCACCAGAGAGUUAGCAUUUCAAAUAUCAGAACAGUUUGAAGCACUAGGUGCCAGUAUUGGCGUGAAAUGUGCUGUUAUUGUAGGCGGAAUGGACAUGAUGUCUCAGGCCUUGACUUUGGCUAAAAAACCCCACAUUCUGAUUGCAACACCUGGAAGACUUGUCGACCACCUUGAAAAUACCAAGGGAUUUAAUUUACGUUCGCUUAAAUAUUUGGUGAUGGAUGAGGCUGACCGUAUAUUGAACAUGGACUUUGAAGUUGAGGUUGAUAAAAUAUUAAGGGUAAUUCCACGAGAGAGAAGGACAUUACUAUUUUCGGCAACAAUGACGAAAAAAGUACAAAAGUUACAGCGAGCUUCUUUGCAAAAUCCUGUAAAGGUUGAAGUAUCCACUAAGUACCAAACUGUUGAAAAAUUGCAACAAUCUUACAUCUUCAUUCCUGCUAAAUUCAAGGACGUGUACCUGGUUCACAUAUUGAAUGAAUUGGCAGGAAAUAGUUUUAUGAUAUUCUGCGCCACCUGCAACAAUACACUCAGAACAGCCCUCCUAUUACGAAAUCUUGGGUUCAUGGCUGUUCCCUUGCAUGGACAGAUGUCACAGAAUAAACGACUAGCUGCCCUGACAAAAUUCAAGGCUAAAAACAGAUCUGUCCUAAUAUCAACCGAUGUAGCUAGUAGGGGUCUGGAUAUUCCUCAUGUCGAUAUUGUUAUUAACUUUGACAUACCGACACACAGCAAAGACUACAUCCAUCGAGUUGGAAGAACUGCUAGAGCAGGUCGAUCCGGUAGGGCAAUUACGUUUGUUACACAAUAUGACGUUGAACUUUAUCAACGAAUAGAGCAAUUAAUAUCGAAAAAGUUACCUCUUUAUACAACACAAGAAGACGAAGUUAUGGUACUCCAAGAAAGAGUAUCAGAAGCUCAUCGUAUGGUAAAAAUGGAAAUGAAGGACAUUGAGGACAAUAAAAAGUCUGGUAAAGGAAAAAAGAGGAAAGGUGGCGGUGACAACGACGACGACACAGAGCAAUCGAUUGGUGUUAGGAAAAGAGUAAAAGGCAAAGGAUUCAAAGGAAAAAGAAAAGGCUGAGAUAAGAGAUAAGAAUUCGUAUACAAAAAAGUGUAGAUCAAAUUAAUUACAUCAUUGAU